AUGGCAGCUGCCACAGCCACAAAUAACAACAGUGAUGGGCUCACUGACGGUGUCUGGCCGGAGUUCUCGCAGGAACUGUGCGAGGAACUGAAUGAAAAGCGCUGUCUUGUCCUUGCGGUUGAUGCAGAGAAGGCGGCCGCUGUGUGUCGUUGUGUCGACGGCGUGAUCGCAAAGUUGGGCAGCGGCGCGGAAGGGAACGGCAAACCGAAUAACGGGUCAGACGAUAUGUUACCUUCACUGCAACGUUCCCCACGUGUCCGCUUUACCACAGGUGAUAAUAUUGCAAGGUUACAGAGGUGUACUGCUGUUUACGGGCGAUUUCCAAUGCUCCUUGUGCUGGAGAUGUACGAAGAUCGCUCCUUUGUGUUGGAUCUUGAUGCCGAUAUAACGAUCACUAAAGAAACGGAGAAGAAGAUUGAGUUGUUUCUUCGUGGUGUUGCGGCGGGCGAUGUUCCAAGGGCUCUCCAGGGCGCGGUACCGCCUGCCAAUGAUUGCAUCGAUUCUGCGCACAAUAUCCCUCUUAAGCACGGGCUCUGCGCUGUGACGAGCACCCUUGAGCGGCUUAAGCGGAAGGAGUCAGGCGGUGCGGUAUGCCUCUUCUGGAGCGAGCACUGCGCAAUGUGUUCUGUGGUUCUUAUGAUGGUGGAUCGACUUGUAGGAGUGAUCUUGGAGGCGUCCGAGGCCCGCGGUGUGGCACGGCCAUUUAGCUACAUCGCCUGCAACAUUGACCACAACGAUUUUCCAGAGGAGGACUGGCCGCAGAAGUCGGAACGUCAAAUUGUGCCGACGAUUGCUGCGUACAAUGGGGAUGGUGAGCGCUUUGUGUACGGCGGCAGACGGAUGGCUUCGCCUAUUAUUUCUUUUAUAUGUACGCACUGCCUGCCAAGUGGCUUGCCCAAUGCGGCGCAGAUCGCAAGUGAUGCGUUGGCCGUUGCAGAGAAGAUGAAGGAAGAGGAAUUAUGGGGUGGUGGCGUCUAUUCCACCGCCGAAAAAGACGCAGUGAAGGAGAUAAAGCCGAGGGAAAACGACCACUUCGACACAAAUGAGGCCUCGGAUGUCAACUUGGAGGAGGCUGGGCAGAAGCGAUUGCGUCGCUGCGGUCAUGAUGCACAAGAGGAAGAAAGCCCUGAGAGUGAGAGGGGCGAAGCAACAAAAGAGGAACAAAAGGAACCAAAAAAGGAAAGAAGUGAAGUAAAUUGA
Molecule: messenger RNA, 1200 nt
Organism: Trypanosoma cruzi
Lineage: Eukaryota; Euglenozoa; Kinetoplastea; Trypanosomatida; Trypanosomatidae
Exons: 1
Coding region: 1-1200 (399 amino acids)
Source: RefSeq, a predicted model, not a curated record